Messenger RNA from Saccoglossus kowalevskii, 1837 nucleotides. RefSeq names its product triacylglycerol hydrolase DDHD2-like. The record is from RefSeq and is a predicted model, not a curated record. Gene Ontology annotation, cellular component: cytoplasm; COPII-coated ER to Golgi transport vesicle. Gene Ontology annotation, molecular function: glycerophospholipase activity; metal ion binding; protein binding. Lineage: Eukaryota; Metazoa; Hemichordata; Enteropneusta; Harrimaniidae.
CGAGGGAGAAUCCUGACGUGUGCAGUCUCGCAACAUGGCGGAAAAGGGCCAACCUCCUCUUUUACUGUUUCCUCCCAGUGAGGGUCUCGCUCCCCAAUUAGUACCAGUACCCGCAACGGCUUCUCUGUUUCCUACAGAGGAUGGUGAAGCUGAUAGUUUUCUUGGUCAAAGUGACACACCACCUACAGAUCUACAACAACCACAGCAGGGAAUGACCUUCCCGUUUCUUCAGCAACAGCCAUCACCACAACCUGAUCCAUUCACACAGCAGGUACCUUCAAUGCAACCACCUCCUGUUGAUCAGCCCCUUCCUCCUCCUCAAACACAGUACUAUUCACCGCAACAGUUUGCCUCUCCCCCUCCACCUCCGACUGGUGAGCAUCAACAGGAUCAGUCACUGUUUGGAUCCAGGCGGCCGCAAAGAGUAUUUGCCCAGACGCAGCCAACAAUUUCUCAGUCUACAGGAAGUCUGCCUCCCACUGCACCACCUCCAACCACAGGAUUUUCACAAAAACCAAUGUUUGAUCCAAGUAAACCGCCACCAACAUCGACCGAUUUUCAACAGAUGAGGAGUCCGGCGAUGGCUGAAUCACAGGGUGCCGUAGCUAGUGGAAGUCCGCAGGUUUAUACCCCAGUGCAGGGACAUUGGUUUUAUUCUAAACUAAUUGAACAGCGCUCAGUAUGGCUGCCUUUUACAAUGGCAGAUGCUUUAAAACUAGAAGACGCUCUCGCAACAGUUCAGCAGGAUCCUGAUGACUGUAUCAUACAGACUGAUGGUGGCCGAUACGAUGUUGACUUGCGUGCCCGUUUACGUAGCCCUGUCUACUGGGAAGAAGAAUCCACUGAAGUCAGACGAUGUACAUGGUUUUAUAAAGGUGAUGGCGACAACAGAUUCAUACCAUAUGAAGAAGCUUUUGCAGAAAAAUUAGAGCAAGAGUUUCAGUUUGCUGUUACAAACAAUGUCUGGCAUCGACGACUGGAAUUCCCAGAUGGUGAGACUGUUGUGAUGCAUAACCCCAAUGUUAUUGUCCAUUUCCGGCCAUCCACCCAGGCCGAUGAGUGGGGUGCAGCAACACAGGAUUCCAGUAUGAGACCUCGGGUGGUGAAACGUGGCAUGGAUGAUGAUGUUGGACAAGUAGAGGAAGGUGAACCUAACUUGAUAGACCAUGUGAUGUUUGUUGUACAUGGUAUCGGACCUGUGUGUGAUCUGAGAUUCAGAAGUAUAGUAGAAUGUGUUGAUGAUUUCCGUAGUGUAUCACUGUCUCUACUACAGUCUCAUUUUGGUCAUCAUCAGGAUGAAGGCAAGGUGGGACGAGUGGAAUUCUUACCUGUCAGUUGGCAUAGUGUUCUACAUGGAGAUGCUACUGGAGUAGACAGGCGAUUGAGGAAUAUCACACUACCAAGCAUUGGACGUCUUCGACAUUUCACCAAUGAUACGUUGUUAGACAUUCUCUUCUACAGUAGCCCUUUGUACUGCCAGACAGUCUCUGACAGAGUAGGUGGUGAAAUCAACAGGUUGUAUCAAUUAUUCAGAGAAAGAAACCCUGCAUUUUGUGGAAAGAUGUCUAUUAUUGGACAUAGUUUAGGUUCUCUCAUUUGCUUUGAUCUGUUAUCACAUCAACAUGACCCAAAUGCACCUGUGCACCUCCCAGAGGAGUCUCCACCUCAGGUACAAACGACAAGGAGUAUGCCAGACCUAGAGGCUGACUCUGUAGAUGCUUUAGAUGUCUCUGUGAAACCAGAACCACUGCCCAGUCUGGAGGAUUCACUCAAACAGUUAGGACUAAGUGAUUUUAUAGAUGCUUUUAAAAAAGAACAGAUCGACAUGGAAACAUUG